CAACUUCUUGUUCAUCAGCACCUCCCAAUUCCCAGAAACUCAUUAAAUAACUCCGGUGAUAGUGACUAAGACACUUUCCUCAAACAGGUAUUCUUCCCAGCGGUUCCACAAUUAAUGCAAUGCUUCAAAUCCUAUCCAUUACUCUCUCUUCACUAUUCACUAUUCACUUCCGGGCCUGUUCCAGUAGGGGAGAGUCCUAUGCCGCCUAAAGACCUUGCAUUCGACAUUGCUGUCGGGGAAUCAUUUACUUAUGAGCAAAUUCUCAAGUUGACUGGUAAUUUUGCUGAAGCAAAUAUCAUCAAGCAUGGUCAUUCUGGAGACCUCUUCUGGGGAGUAAUGGAAAACGGAGCUACUGUUGUCAUCAAAAAGGUAGAUUUGAGUUUGUUCAAGAGAGAAUCAUAUGUUGUGGAGUUGGAAUUAUUAAGCAAGGUUUCACAUGCAAGAUUGAUCCCAAUCUUGGGACAUUGCUUGGAGAAUGACAAUGAGAAAUGUAUAGUUUACAAGUAUAUGCCAAAUGGAGAUUUGGCAAGUUCUUUGCAGAGAGUCACCGAUGCAGAUGGUAAAUCGAAGUCCCUUGAUUGGAUCACGAGAUUGAAAAUCGCUACAGGAGCUGCCGAAGGCCUUGCUUAUCUACAUGAUUGCAGCCCUCCCCUCGCUCACAGGUAUUCUGCUUUGAGUUCAAGCACUGAAAAGUUGAGUUCAAGAACCGAAUGGUUAUCGUUGCUUCAACUUCGAUCUUCAUUGGGCACAUCAUCAGUAACUUGGGCAGGUGAUGUAUAUGGUUUUGGUAAGAUUUUGCUCGAGCUUAUUACCGGAGAUACCGAGGUCAGUAAAUCAGAGGAUGCCACCUCAAGAGAGUGGUUGGAGCAGACCUUGCCUUACAUUAGCAUAGAUGAUAAAGAAAGGAUAAAUAAGAUUGUCGACCCUUCUUUGUUAGUAAAUGAGGAUCUACUUGAAGAAGUAUGGGCUAUAGCAAUCGUAGCAAGAUCAUGCCUGAAUCCUAGGCCUUCGAAACGUCCCCCUAUGAGACACGUCCUCAGGGCGCUGGAAAAUCCGUUGAAGGUUGUAAGAGAAGAAAGCGCAAGCUCGGUGAAGUUGCGAACAACUUCGUCUAGGAAGUCUUGGAGCACUGGAUUGUUUGGUAGCUGGAGACAGAGCUCAUCAGAUAGUGCUACUGCAACAAACAAAGAUAGUUCAAGUGGGACUAAACAAUCAGGGAAAGUAAGUUCCCAAGGAAGUGGUGUAAUAAUGGAUCACUCAUCUUCCAAUAAAAGAUCAUCCAAAUCCAAUGAAGUUUUCCCUGAACCAUUGGAAACACAAGAUGUGGAGAUUGGUGGGGGAAGAUGAGGCAAAAAGGAAGUGAUGAAUUUGCCUAUUCUUUAAUUGUAUAAGAUUGAUAAUUGUUUGUACCAUAGCAAUUGCUUGUGCUACAUUACCAAGAGUAAUGUUAUUUGUACAGAACAAAGUUGGAUCCUUUUGGACUUUUGGUAUGUUUGACACAUUGUCAUCACCCCCAUGCUGAAGCAAUCAAACAACAUGGUGGUGCUAAAUUAUGUGCACUAGCAAUUGCUUAUUUGUACCACACCCCUCCUUGUAGGUCAAUGAAUGUGUGAGGCAUUGUAAAAUGAUAAACAGGGUGUUACAAUUUUGUGAGGAAUUAGAACUUAAAAGUGUGAAGAAUAUUUGCUCAAACUUUCUUUAGCUAAGUGUAUUAUUGUAAAUUAAGUCCUCUUGAGCAUUGUGGCAUAUGCCCUAAUUUUCCCUGUGAAUUUAUAUCACAAUAAAGAUA
Molecule: messenger RNA, 1789 nt
Organism: Arachis ipaensis
Lineage: Eukaryota; Viridiplantae; Streptophyta; Magnoliopsida; Fabales; Fabaceae
Source: RefSeq, a predicted model, not a curated record